Messenger RNA from Westerdykella ornata, 2115 nucleotides. RefSeq lists its product as uncharacterized. NCBI's taxonomy places the organism in Eukaryota, Fungi, Ascomycota, Dothideomycetes, Pleosporales, Sporormiaceae. Gene Ontology annotation, molecular function: protein binding; GTPase activator activity; guanyl-nucleotide exchange factor activity. Gene Ontology annotation, cellular component: endoplasmic reticulum membrane. Bases 1 to 1872 code for a protein of 623 amino acids. The record is from RefSeq and is a predicted model, not a curated record. Gene Ontology annotation, biological process: protein secretion. The transcript is spliced from 9 exons.
AUGGGACCACCGUCGGUCAGCAAAGCGAAUGUUAAAUUCCCGGUCUUUGUUGCAACAUUCGCACACAACAAUCCCUCGAUUCUUGUCGUAGGCGGAGGCGGUGGAGCAGGGAGAAGCGGCGUUCCCAACGCUAUCUGUGCGUUUGACACUUCCUCACGUGCGCCAACCCUCGAACCAUUCGCAAGAGCGGACCUAUCACGAGAUGAGGACUCGGUCACUAGCCUCGCAUCGGUGUCCACGAAGGAAGGUUGCAUUGUCUAUGCCGGUAUCAACUCGUCGGAAGAGGAGCGAUUGAAGGGGCAAAACUCGCAUUUCCGCGCCUACGAACUGGUAUAUCCGCGGAGGAAGCCAGGCAAGGUGGAUGAGGAGCAAGAAGGAAAGAUUGAGUACCUCAGUAAAGCACGGCUCUUGACCCCUUCCUCCGAAAAUGCGAGAAGAGAAGGCUAUCAAAGAUUGGUUAGGCUAUCACCACCCGCGAGCAAGUCCGGGGGAAAGAGGAUAGGAGUUGUCGCCUCAUCACUGCAAGGGGAAGAAAACGAACUUCUCAUCUUUGCCGCCGUGUCCACGAAGCCUGCGACAUCCGAUAUAAUACAGCGAGUGAGUCUGAGGGAUAGGGAGGCUAAUGAUGUGGACAUCACCGUUGCAGAAGAUGGUCAAUUCCAAAUUGCAUACUGCUUGGACUCCGCGGUUUACGUACAACGGUUCGCGUACGACUUUGAUAAGAAGAAUGCGGAGAAGAAGCUGGAGCCGCCGGCAAAGCGCUAUGAAGCUCCCCUUCCAGAUGUUCUGGGAAAGAAGGCCAGGCCGAAGCUACGAGCUUUACGCUGGCUCUCACCAUCGCAUCUCCUUUUGCUCGUCAACCAGCCCAACCGGACGGGCGUGGAGCUUCGUGUUCUGAGACUAUACUCGGAAGACGGCAUGGGGUCAAUCAUUAUGCGAAAAAGCUUGGGUAAAGGGGCAAAGCAGGCCGUUGAUAUGGAUGUUGUGAAACUGGAUUCCAAUAAGAACGGAGCUUUUCAGUCCGUCAUAGCAGUCGCUACGCAAGACGUCUCGCUUCAUAUUUAUACUAUUGACUAUGACGGUAGCUCUCUGCACGGCCUGGCGCGGUAUGCUGUCUAUCAUGACGUUCACGACGUGCAGAUGACCAAAGUCGUCUGGUCGCCGUUUAGUCCUGCUGAGGCUGCACAGACGAAGAAUGGCAAGCCGAGACUCAUCCGCCUGGCAUCCACGUCGCUUUCAGGGUCAAUAUCCGUGGACACUUUCGAGCUUAGGCAUUCCAAUGAACGCAAUGUUCUUCUCUCAUCCAUGAACCGCAGACUCUACAACACUGCCAUAUAUGCCGCAUGUGCUUUUAUAGCGCUAAUGCUGGCCCUCAUGGUGCAGUCGCUUUUCGAUCCGGAGGGCAACUUGACAAAAGGAAUCAUUCCUGCAUCACUGCAGAACGCGGCUAGCGGCGCCAAAGCCCCGGGUGUCCUGAUGGAAGACGCUCGUCGAGCACAAACCCACCUGGAUCACGCGACGGCCCCUGUGGCUAAGACGUCACAGCGCAUACGCGACAUGCUCAGUCGGGAUCAGAAGGACAAGGAGGAACAGGCGCAGAAGAGAGCUCUGAUCAUCCACCAUGACCCAGAGGCGGACUCGUCGCUGAGCACUGAAGUUCACGAGGGUGAGGAAGAAGAUAUAGUGAAGAAACAUACCAAAGCCAAACGCUGGCAGGAGCUCUCCCAGGCGGAACGCCAAAGAUGGAAGGAGAAGCUGGUAAAGGCUGGUAUGUGGGCGGUGGAGGAGGGGGAAACCAUCUUGAAGGGCAUCUUCUUCUCCGAGGCCGCGGGCUUUGUCGGAAAUGUUGCUCAGGGGGUGAUCAAUGGGUGAGGGCGGUCACUCGAUUGGGUUCCCGGUCAGAGUCGCCCUCGUCAGUAAGUGGAAUGGUGCUCCACGGCCGUGCCCUGCAGUGUUUCUAAUGGGAAUUGGCUAUUCGCGAGUGGUCGCAAACUCCCUUAUAAUUAUGAUAUGCGUAUGAGCGGAGUCUUGUAAAUGUAAAUGUCGUCGUUGAGACCUCGCCUUCCUUGACCGCGCUCUGGUUCAAAUGCAGUCACCGAAGGCGUAUCCGCAUCC